This is a messenger RNA of Saccoglossus kowalevskii, 498 nucleotides long. RefSeq lists its product as uncharacterized. Lineage: Eukaryota; Metazoa; Hemichordata; Enteropneusta; Harrimaniidae. The record is from RefSeq and is a predicted model, not a curated record.
AUGUCAAGAACUCGGCACACGGAAAGGUAUUGUCCACAGUCGCGCUGCUUCAAAUGUAAAAAAACAGGUCAUUAUGCUCAACAAUGCGAGAGUGUGGGUGCUGACUCCAUUGAAAACAAUGACAGUGAUAGAAAUGAAUCAGCGCAUGAGACAAACAUUAACACUAGCUCACCACCUAAUCAUGAUACAACUGAAAUUGAAUGCGAAACUACAACAUCGUGGGAUACAAGUGACGAACCUCACGACGAACAUAUCAUACCUGCACAGAAAUCGAAGGAAGAUAUUAUAGAAGAAAGUACCGAAAAAAUGGAAAAUACAGAUACACAUAGCAAUCUUGAUCGCGCCUCCACCAAUGAAUCCGGCAACAGACAGAAACGGCAUCUUUCAAGCGAGGAAGAACCAAGAAAUAGCCAAGACGAAUCUCGACAGCGAAAGAAACAAACACGGAAGCCCAACUUAAAGAACUCUGCAGUAAGACAAGCGUUUACUCAAAAAUAA